GCGCUUUGGGCCGGGCUCCGGGGCUAUAAAACCCGUUGGGGAGGAAAGAGGGGCCAGCCCGGAGCUCAGCGUCCAGAAUUCGUGCCCCGCCAUGGCCACCAGCGAUCCCGGGACGGCGCAGCCCAAAGCUGAGGAGCCACAGAGCAUCGGGACGCGGGUGGCCAGCCUGCCCCUGGUCAGCUCAGCCUACGACAUGGUCUCCACUGCCUACGCCUCCACCAAGCAGAGCCACCCCUACGUCAGGACUGUCUGUGAUGCUGCUGAAAAGGGGGUGAAGACCCUGACAGCAGCGGCUGUCAGUGGGGCGCAGCCCCUCCUCACCAAGCUGGAGCCCCAGAUUUCCACUGCCAACGAGUACGCCUGCAAAGGGCUGGAUAAGCUGGAGGAGAAGCUGCCCAUCCUGCAGCAGCCCCCUGCACAGCUUAUCUCGGACACCAAGCAGCUGGUGACUUCCACGGUGACAGGGGCCAAGGAUGUUCUGAGCAGCACCAUGGCUGGGGCCAAGGACGUGGUGACCAGCAGGGUGACGGGGGUGAUGGACAUGACCAAAGGGGCCGUGCAGGGCAGCAUGGAGCUGACCAAGUCAGCAGUGAGCAGCGGUGUCAGCACCGUCAUGGGCUCCAGCAUGGGCCAGAUGGUGGCGAGUGGGAUGAGCUCCAUGCUGGAUAAGUCAGAGGAGCUGGUGGACCAUUACCUGCCCAUGACGGAUGAGGAGUUGGCCAAGCUGGCCACGGCUGUGGAGGGCUUUGAACCCGAGCAGCAGAAGCAGCAGCAGAGCUACUUCGUGCGCCUGGGCUCGCUCUCAGCCAAGCUCCAGCACCGAGCCCUCCAGCACUCCCUGGGGAAGCUGCAGAGCGCCCGUCGCAGCAGCCAGGAUGUCCUGACCCAGCUCCAGCGAACCCUCGACUUGGUGGAGCAACUCAAGCAGGGCGUGGACCAGAGGCUGCAGGGGGGGCAGGAGAAGCUGCAGCAGCUGUGGCUGGAGUGGAGCAAGAAGCAACCGAGUGGUAGCAAGGACCCGGUGCCACCAGAACAGGUGGAGUCGGGUGCCUUGGCCAUGCUGCAGGGUUUGACACAGCAGCUCCAGAGCUCCUGCCAGCCCUUGGUCUGCAGCCUCCAGGGCCUCCCCGCCAGCAUCCAGGAGAAAGCAGGACAGGUCCGGCAGAACGUGGAGGAGCUGAGGGCUGGCCUGGCCUCUGCUGCUUCCCUGCAGGAGGUGACAGGGGGGGUGCUGGCCCGAGCCCGUGUCCAGGUCACCCGAGCUCGGCAGCUGAUGGAUGAGCUGGUGGAACACGUGGCCCACAACACCCCCCUCACCUGGCUCGUGGGACCCUUCGCCCCCUCGGCUCAGUGCCUGGGGGAUCAGGAGAUGAAGUAGCAUCUUCGGGGGUGGGGUGAGGGUGGGGCUUCCCCACCAGCACCUCCUUCCCCAAAGCUGUGCUAGGAGCAUCUACUCCCCCCUGCCUGCCCCACCUUGCCCCUGACCUUAGUGCCUGCCCUAGGCCCAGCUCUGUCCCUUGUCCCCUGCCCCAGGGAGGUAGAGCAGAGUGCCUUCAUCCCCCCAAGUGCCUAUGGGGUUAACCUCCAUGUCCCCUUAUCCUUGGUGCCUUCAAGCUCCUGGUCUUGUAGGGCCAGGACUGCUGGUGAAGCAAUAAACUCUGCUUACUUUUGCACUGGA
Messenger RNA from Calypte anna (Anna's hummingbird), 1678 nucleotides. RefSeq names its product perilipin-3-like. Gene Ontology annotation, cellular component: lipid droplet; cytosol. The transcript is spliced from 8 exons. The record is from RefSeq and is a predicted model, not a curated record. Bases 92 to 1378 code for a protein of 428 amino acids. Gene Ontology annotation, biological process: lipid storage; positive regulation of triglyceride storage. NCBI's taxonomy places the organism in Eukaryota, Metazoa, Chordata, Aves, Apodiformes, Trochilidae.